Messenger RNA from Brugia malayi, 306 nucleotides. RefSeq names its product CTP synthase, putative. Lineage: Eukaryota; Metazoa; Nematoda; Chromadorea; Rhabditida; Onchocercidae. The record is from RefSeq and is a predicted model, not a curated record. Gene Ontology annotation, cellular component: cytosol. The transcript has 2 exons. Bases 1 to 306 code for a protein of 101 amino acids. Gene Ontology annotation, molecular function: CTP synthase activity; identical protein binding. Gene Ontology annotation, biological process: pyrimidine nucleobase biosynthetic process; CTP biosynthetic process.
AUGAGCCCAACCCAGCAUGGGAUGGUAUUUGUUACUGAAGAUGGUGCCGAAACUGAUUUGGAUCUUGUGCAUUAUGAGCGUUUUACUGGAAAUAAAGCAACUAAAGACACAAUAUUACAACUGGUCAUUCCUCAUGUGACGGAUUUAAUCAAGUCAUUUAUUUUUAAUGGUACGGAAGACUUAGAUUUUGUGAUAUGUAAAAUUGGUAAGACUGUAGGUGAUAUUGAAAGUCAACCAAUUUUGCAAGUCAUACGCCAAAUUAGUUAUGUAAACUCGGAAAACAAAGAUUUAUUCUUAUUCACUUAA